AUGCUCAGCAUGUGGGAGGGAGAUCAGACACCCCCUGGGGAUGCUGAGGUGGGAGCAUUGUCAGGAAACACCCAGAGGAAGCUGCCAGACUGGGGGCGCCUGGGGAGGGAGCCUUCGCCCAGCCCCAAAGCCCAGCUUGGCCAGUGGCCCAAGGGCCAGGCCCUCCACAACCGCCAACACACUGGUGCCCAUGCAAGCUCUCUGCGGGUCCCUGAGGGCCACCUCUGUGCGGUGGAGGAAGAAUCCAGUUCCCCAGGGCCAGAGCAGGGCAUGACCACUACUCAGAGGCAGAGGCAGAGGCAGAGGAAGGCACCCAGCCCUGAGUCAACGAGGGCCCCGGGUUACAUCAGCAGUGUGCCAACGGGCGCAGGAGGAGGGAGCAGCGUCUGUCCCCAGGGGCUGCUGACGGUGCCCCAGGACGCUCUGGGAGUCUCUAUUACAUGGCUGCCUCCUAACUUGCAUCAGCUUUUUGCAGGUCCGUGUCAUCAGGAGCAGAAGCAGGGCCGGUUGCCUGCGGCUGCCUCCAAGAGGGGCUGUGAUGAUCAGGGCGGUCUCCUCCCGCCUGGGCCGGGCUCUGGCCGGUCCCCACGGCAUGCCCCUGUGUGGGAAAUCAGUGAGCCCUCCUGGCCCCUGAGGAACGGUCCCCCAGAGAAGUUGGGUGCCUUUGCCCUGCCCCUCUUCAUGCUGACUAAGGGCUUGGCUGUGCCCACCUGCACCCCUCCCCCUGCCCCCCCGGGGGAAGAGCAAAUGCUGGCGGUCCUGUCUGUCUCGUGGUCUGUCUUUCUGUUUCUCUGCACCUCAUGUGCACACCUGAGGAGGAAGCCUGGUGUGGCAUUACCUAAUGCUGACCUGUCAGGUGGAGAGGGGAGGCAAGAUUCUUUGCCCCCUUCUGCAAACCUGGCUGCCAGGGCCCAUAUCUUGGGGAAGCUGGCUGUAGGGCACUUCCCGUCCACAUGGCAGAGGGCACCAACAGUGGCGACUGGGGAAGACUGCCCCCCGCUCCCCGCUGGCACCAACUUGAGCGACCUGCCUCAGAGAUGGUCUCACAACUGUGUCCAGCUGCGGGCACUGUUUCUGUGGCUUUCGGCUGCCCCCCCUCUGUGUGCCAUCACAGGAAUUGAGUAUGGUGAGGUCCUGCCAGAUUCCUUCCCAUCUGCCCCUGCUGAGCCCCUGCCCCACUUCCUGCAGGAGCCCCAGGAUGCCUACAUUGUGAAGAACAAGCCCGUGGAGCUGCUGUGCCGAGCCAACCCAGCCACCCAAAUCUACUUCAAGUGCAAUGGCGACUGGGUCAACCAGAAUGACCACCUCACCAAGGAGAGCCUGGACGAGGUUACUGGCCUGCUGGUGCGGGAGGUGCAGAUUGAGGUGUCUCGGCAGCAGGUGGAAGAGCUGUUUGGACUGGAAGAUUACUGGUGCCAGUGUGUGGCCUGGAGCUCGGCUGGUACCACCAAGAGCCGCCGAGCCUAUGUUCGCAUCGCUUACCUACGGAAGAACUUUGACCAGGAGCCACUGGGGAAGGAGGUGCCCCUGGAACACGAGGUGCUGUUGCAGUGCCGUCCCCCUGAGGGAGUGCCCACAGCAGAGGUGGAGUGGCUGAAGAAUGAGGAUGUCAUUGACCCUGCCCAGGACACCAACUACCUGCUCACCAUUGACCACAACCUCAUCAUCCGGCAGGCCCGGCUCUCAGACACAGCCAACUACACAUGUGUGGCCAAGAACAUCGUGGCCAAACGCCGUAGCACCACAGCCACUGUCAUUGUUUACGUGAAUGGUGGCUGGUCCACCUGGUCAGAGUGGUCACCUUGCAAUAACCGCUGUGGGCGGGGCUGGCAGAAGCGCACCCGCACCUGCACCAACCCUGCCCCACUCAAUGGUGGUGCUUUCUGUGAAGGGCAGGCCUUCCAGAAGGUUGCAUGUACCACCAUGUGCCCAGUAGACGGAGCAUGGACAGAGUGGAGUAAGUGGUCGGCCUGCAGCACAGAAUGCACCCACUGGCGGAGCCGGGAAUGCACUGCCCCGCCACCCCAGAAUGGUGGUCGAGACUGCAGCGGGCUGCUCCUUGAUUCUAAGAACUGCACGGAUGGGCUGUGUACUCAGAAUAAAAGAGUUCUAACUGAACCCAAUAGCCACCUGAUGGAAGCAACGGGGGACGUGGCUCUCUAUGCAGGCCUGGUGGUGGCCAUCUUCGUCUUCAUCGUCAUCCUCAUGGCUGUUGGGGUGGUGGUGUACCGGCGCAGCUGCCGUGACUUUGACACGGACAUCACAGACUCAUCCGCUGCCCUUACUGGUGGUUUCCACCCAGUUAACUUCAAGACGGCCCGGCAUAACAAUCCACAGCUGCUGCACCCAUCGGUGCCUCCUGACCUUACAGCCAGUGCAGGCAUCUAUCGAGGGCCUGUGUUUGCCCUGCAGGACUCCUCUGACAAGAUUCCAAUGACCAACUCACCCCUGCUGGACCCCCUGCCCAGUCUGAAGAUCAAGGUGUACAACUCAUCCACCACAUCAUCCACCCCGGGUCUGCCCGAUGGGGCCGACCUGCUGGGUGUCUUGCCCGUGGGCACCUACCCGGGCGAGGGGAUCCGGGAUGCUCACUUCCUCAACCUUCGAAAUGCCAGCCUGGGCUCCCAGCAGACCCUGGGGCUGCCUCGAGAUCCUAGUAACUGUGCCAGCGGGACGUUUGGCUGCCUUGGGGGAAGACUCACAAUUCCUGGCACAGGGGUGAGCCUGCUGGUACCCAAUGGGGCCAUCCCCCAGGGGAAAUUCUACGAGAUGUACCUGCUCAUCAACAAGGCGGAGAACACCCUCUUACCUUCAGAAGGGACCCAGACAGUAUUGAGUCCCAUGGUGACCUGUGGGCCCACGGGGCUGCUCCUCUGCCGCCCGGUCAUCCUCACGGUUCCCCACUGUGCUGAGAUCAGCUCUGGUGACUGGAUCUUUCAACUGAAGACUCAGUCCCACCAAGGGAAUUGGGAGGAGGUUGUGACUCUAGAUGAGGAGACCCUGAAUACCCCUUGCUACUGUCAGUUGGAAGCCAAGUCUUGCCACAUCCUUCUGGAUCAGCUGGGCACCUAUGUGUUCAUGGGGGAGUCCUAUUCCCGCUCGGCCAUCAAAAGGCUCCAGUUGGCCAUCUUUGCCCCUGCACUCUGCACCUCUCUGGAGUAUACCCUCAGGGUCUACUGCCUGGAAGACACACCUGAUGCACUCAAGGAAGUGCUGGAGCUGGAGAAGACCCUAGGUGGGUACCUGCUGGAGGAGCCCAAGCCCCUGCUUUUUAAGGACAGCUACCACAACCUUCGCCUCUCUAUCCAUGAUAUCCCCCAUGCCUUGUGGAGAAGCAAACUGCUGGCCAAGUACCAGGAAAUUCCAUUCUACCACAUCUGGAGUGGUAGCCAGAAGGCCUUGCAUUGUACUUUCACUUUGGAAAGAUACAGCCUGGCCUCCACAGAAUUCACAUGCAAGAUCUGUGUGCGGCAAGUGGAAGGGGAGGGCCAGAUAUUCCAGCUGCAUACGACAUUGGCCGAGACAGCUGCUGGCUCCCUAGACAACUUCUGCUCUGCACCCAGCAGUGCAGUGACCACCCAGCUGGGCCCCUAUGCCUUCAAGAUCCCAUCGUCCAUCCGGCAGAAGAUCUGCAAUAGCCUCGAUGCUCCCAACUCCCGGGGAAAUGAUUGGAGGCUGUUGGCCCAGAAACUGUCUAUGGAUCGGUACCUGAACUAUUUUGCCACCAAAGCAAGCCCCACGGGGGUGAUCCUGGAUCUGUGGGAAUCCCUGCAUCAGGACGACGGUGACCUCAACACCCUGGCCAGUGCCUUGGAAGAAAUGGGCAAGAGUGAAAUGCUGGUGGUCAUGGCCACGGAUGGUGACUGCUGAUGCCACCCUGGCUGCCACCCAUGGACACAGGAAGGGUGGAACUGUAGGGGGCAGGACAGGAUGAGAGCACAGGGGAAAAAAGGGGGUGAGUUUGGGGAUGGGGAGAUGUCCUCUCCCACCUCAUCCCACAACUGCAGACAGGGGGUUUCCCCAUUCUCUUCCUCUUCCUCUUCCCACUCUCACUUACCAUAACCAGCCUUAGGAAAUCUACACACUCCAUUGACAAGAGAGCCUAGAAUCCCCCCUCCCCAGAUUCUAUCUCUUCCUGCCCCAACCCUCUGGCUGCAGGUAGCUUGGGACCAAGGGCUCUGUGAUGAUGAGAGUCUCAGUCAAAGGGGGAGGUGACCCCUCCACCACCACCCCACAAACACAUAUAUGCACAACAGCUCCCACAGCCCUCAGAGACCAGGGCUCUCUCUAAGGCUUCUGGGUUGGGUUUUCUUUUCAUUUCUUUUUAAUGAUGGGUUUCUCUCUCCUCCCAAUGCCCUGCCCUCCUCUCCUCCUUUAACGUCAUUUUAUGCUUUGAAGAAAUCCAGUAUGAUCUAGACAAACUGCUUUCUUCUGUCGAAAAGAAAGAGAGAGCUUUACAUAGAUGCCUAUUGAAAGGUCAAAGGAGAAAACCACGAAAGCCACAAAGAAGGAAAAAAAGAGGGGAAAAAACCCAGUUUCUUAGGAAACGCAAAAUGAUUUAUUAUCCAGAUCUUUGGAUGAGUCCUUUUUAAGAA
Trichosurus vulpecula (common brushtail) is the source of this 4595-nucleotide messenger RNA. It is a transcript of the gene UNC5B, whose product is annotated as unc-5 netrin receptor B. Gene Ontology annotation, biological process: anterior/posterior axon guidance; netrin-activated signaling pathway. The transcript has 25 exons. Gene Ontology annotation, molecular function: protein binding; netrin receptor activity. Bases 1 to 3870 code for a protein of 1289 amino acids. Gene Ontology annotation, cellular component: membrane. Lineage: Eukaryota; Metazoa; Chordata; Mammalia; Diprotodontia; Phalangeridae. The record is from RefSeq and is a predicted model, not a curated record.